This is a messenger RNA of Drosophila virilis, 6869 nucleotides long. RefSeq names its product rapamycin-insensitive companion of Tor (gene rictor). Gene Ontology annotation, molecular function: protein serine/threonine kinase activator activity. Gene Ontology annotation, biological process: positive regulation of phosphatidylinositol 3-kinase/protein kinase B signal transduction; TORC2 signaling. The record is from RefSeq and is a predicted model, not a curated record. Gene Ontology annotation, cellular component: TORC2 complex. NCBI's taxonomy places the organism in Eukaryota, Metazoa, Arthropoda, Insecta, Diptera, Drosophilidae.
UCUGCUCAUUUUAUCAAAAAAAAAAAAAAAUGAAACGCAUCCGCUAAUCAAUUUUGCGCUUGGUUCUGUGCAAAUAAAGUAUUGAUAUAAAUAAAAGCCAUAGUGCAUGAUAUAAAAUAAAAAAAGUGAAUACCAAAUAUAUAUUUAAAAGUGAUUCGAAACGCCUAAAAAUGAGAAUUUUGACCAGCUGUAGGUUAACAUCGCUAUCAAUAUCAACAACAGUGCAAACAAGAGUGCCAUAAAAUGUAGAAAGUAAACAGAGGCACCCCAAGUAACAUUCAUCGAAAUAUAUUUUCAUUUACUCGUGUGGUCUUUUUUAUUUGGUUUUGUAUUGGUGAAUGGGCGCUGCAACCGCCGCCAUCUUCGCCGUUGCCCUGAGAUAUGGCCUCUCUACAUUCCAGUUGGCGUUUUGGCAAAAAAAGAAGCAAACUACAAUUACGCAUUAAAGUUUCACAAGAUCCGGAGGACUUCUAUCGAUUGGAUCCAAAGAAAUCGGCGGCUGAAAAUGCCUAUGACAUCUAUGCCAUGCUUUGUGUGGAGGAGACGCGGGAUACGAAGCGUUUGUUUCUGCUCAAUGCUCUGGCCUCGCUUUGCCUAGCGGCCACCACGGGCUCGCCGCACAACAAUCUACGCUUCAGCACAGAGGAACUCCUUUACUGUCUAAGUGCCUCACUGGUACACACCUUUACGCAGGUACGUGCGGCUGCGCUACGCACUAUCCGCUAUACGCUGACCACGCCAAAGGAUAUCAGAGCGUUCAAUGCGCUGCAGCUUCAGCACCUCUUAUGUCGAUCCAUUGAUUUGAUGCUAAAGAACGACGAUGAACGCGUGCAGGCGCUUAAGUUGGUACGUAAAAUGCUGGCCAUAGCGCCUGAAGACAUAAGUCCAGUAGUCGUCAGAUGUCUAGUGUCGCUGGCCGACAGCGGCAUUGAGGAGAGCGACAAUCUUCUGCGUGCCUGCCUUGCGACGCUUGCUGAGUUUGCAGUGCUCAAUCCGGCGCUGCUGAUUGUGUGCGGUGGCGUCUCAUCCAUUACGCGAAAUGUGCUUGAGUGCCACAAUCCACGCAUCGCCGAAAGUCUCUGCGGCGUGCUGCUCUAUCUUCUCGAGUGGCCGCAGACGCGAAAUAUUUGUGGAGUUCGACUUGACUGCCUAGCGGCUCCUUAUUGUGAUUUCACCUAUGGACUAGGCGUUAUGGAUAAAAACAAGGACGCACGGGAGCUGCGUUAUACCAGUUGUCGCCUAGCUUUACUUUCCGUUCUGCGCAGUUGGACAGGCACGCUCGAAUUCUGUGAUCCAAGCAAACCUUCGGGUUUGAAAGCAAUAGUUGACGCUUUAUAUUUAAAUCAAAUUGAAGUCAGAAAAGCAAUAUUGGACUUGCUUUACGAGCUUUUAUCGGUUCCACAACCUAGCUGGACGGAUGAUUAUGAUGUGGCGUUGCAAACGGUGGAUCCGUCAGAUUUCCAAGACUCUUGGCUGCUAAGCAAUGGGUUUGUCUCCGCUGAGGGACGUUCUAUAUUACCCAGUUUGGCAGCACGUGCUCCCAAUGUGGUGGAACAGCACUUAGCGCUGCUUCUUUACUGCUUUCUUGAAACAGGACUGCUCAAUGCUCUGGUCGAGGUAGCCGUUGCCAGUGAUCAGUUUGUGUCGGUGCGCGCCACAGUUUUAAUUGGCAAAAUAGUACAGCUAAUGCAUACACAUUUGCCAGCUGAUAUUUUUAGCACUAGUCCAGCGUUACCCACGCUCGUUGGACAUGCCACGCAAGGCAAUCAACAAGCCAAUGCAGCCGUGGCAGCUCUGCAAAAUUAUCAGAAGAUGUUGCGCCAGAGGCCGGCAUCGUGUAGUUUAUUUCUUGAUAGCAUUGUACAAGGUGGUGCGCUUUUACAAACACGUCUCUUUCGGCGUAACAUCAAUGCACAGGAACAAACUAGUGCUUUGCAGCUGCAGGAUACAGCUGGAGCAGCGGCCGCUGCAGUAGCCGUCGCGUCUUCGUCGUCCUUUUCAGCUUCUUAUCGAGGCACAGGAACGCUGGAUAGACAGCGUUUGGAUUCAGUUUCCUCCAGUGAUGAGUCGAAUUCGCAGGCAUCAAAUUCUCUGCGUUCCAGCUUUAGACUGAAACGUAAGUUUCUACCGCAGGUAUUUAACCUCGAUAAUUUUCGUGCCUUCAAUCGACUGCUGCACGAAUCACAUGUGUUAACCCAGGCCGAUGCAAACGCCUGGGACUGGGAGGUGAUCAUCACAAUACUGAGAUCAAAUUUAAUACGCAAGCUUGACUAUACGCCGGGAAAAUUUCUAAAUAAAUUCCUUAAACGUUUGGUGGACUUCUUUAAACCAAGUAACAACCGUUUUUCACAUCAAGAUCUUGUUCCGGGCCACACAAUGCCAGCGUAUGUAAGCGCUGGCCUCGAUCUAAUUGAUGUGUUGCUAAGCAGUAGCGAGCUGGAAUGCAUGCGCUACAUAACAGACUAUUUCUCGGACAUAAGCCAACAUCUGCUGGCAGUGACCACAUCAAGUCGUGCCCAUGAUUGCCUGUUUAGUCCGCAGCAUAUGAACAACACAAUGUGUCAGCAAUAUUUUCUCUAUAUUGGACGGAUGUGUCGCAACAACAAGGGUAUUGAAGUGCUUAAGAACACAACCGUAUUCGAAUAUCUGAUUACGCUGGUCCGUCAUACUGAUCAUGUUUGCUAUGUAAAACUGAUUGUCUCUGGCCUAAACUACAGCCAUGAAAAGCUGCCGCGACAAGUGCUAGAAAAAGCCCUUACGCUCGCCAAGACACGUAGUGGUCGACUGUAUGCCACUCAAUUUCUGGCUGUGUUGCUUCGUGCACGUUUGCCCAACUUUGAAAUUUGGGGCCUACCACUAAUUAUACAGCAAACCAAGGACUCGGACCGCAGUGUUGUACUAGCCGCUAUGGAUGUGCUAGAGGAGGCUUGCCAUGACAAAUACUAUCUGGAGGAGAUCGUUAGUCUGUGGCCAAAUCUUAAGCAAUUGGGUGAUGUGGGGCGUCUGCUUAUGUCACGUUUUUACUCUCUAUCGCGCGGUCUGAAUAGCAGCAAAGCUCACAUCGAGGAUGAGAUCAAGUAUUGGCGCAAUGGGUACAAUAAGCGCUAUGUGCUGCUCGUCGAGGCGGAGACACACUCCAGUCUAACGCUACACGUGCGCAACGAGGAUGGCUACUACUCCAGGCGCAAUUGCAAUCAAAGAGCACAGUUAGUUCCGCCCAAUAUAGCGCCGCAUCUGUAUGGCCAAAUGGCGCAGACCACUCAGGGCAUGACAGCUCUUCGAAAAUAUGCUGAUCUCCCCCAGUUAGUCGAGGUUUUUACGCGCGGUAAGUGCAACGACGAUGCCGAAUGCCUUGAGCUAAAAGCGGCUAUUUGGGCUCUAAGUCAUACCUCAACGCACUCCAAUGGCAUUGAAUACUUUGUAGAGCUGGGCGCCAGGCUCUAUGAAAAGCUUAUACUGAUGGUGACCAAGUGCGAAGUGUACUCGGUGCGCGCGACAUGCUUUAGUGCCUUGGGUCUAAUAGCAGGAACUCAGGCAGGCGCCAACUUGCUUUUCAAGCUAAAUUGGCUUAGUGUUCGUCAUGAUCGGAACACAAUGUGGCCCGUUCAUCAGCCAGAGGAUUGGAUUUCAAACCAAUAUACUCCGGUGCGUCAUCACUAUGAGGAUAUGCCGCCGUAUAACUACACGGGUAUUGAGGAUCAAAUCGAUGCUUCCUAUGAUACUGGCAGUUGUUGGAAUCUGCAGGAUGUAAACACCACUACAACGACGACGACGGACAGUGCCCGGACCACUGUCGAAGAGCUUCAGUUCAGUCGGCCGCUUCCCAUUGGCGGAGUAGCAGCCAAAUCGAAAACGCUUCCAGAAGGAAGCAAUGUGCGUCAGGGUAAACAUCAGCGCUCUCUGUCCGAAUCCAAGACAACGGAUGUAUUUAGCCUACUAGGUGGCGGAACUAGUGCGCCAGGUGUUGGAUUCUGUCCAAUGCAUUAUCAACAUCGAAUUCGCUACAAUUCUUGCACGGACUCUAAUACCUCGGGCGUAAGCAGUUGUGAGUCAGUAACUGGAAGAACAGCUGUUGCAUCCGCUGCUGCAGGUGGUAUCAACGUGGGUGACUUUCAGCAAUUUCCACUGAGUCCCAUACCAAGUAUGUCCAAUCUGCUGGAGCUACCGACACUUCAAGCCGCAAAAUUGUUGCGUCGCACAUCAUUGUUGGGUACAAGUUUUCUACCGCCCGCGCUAAGUCCUCUGGCUAUGGAGGGCUACGCAAAGCUGCGCUCUUUGCGGGCCCGGAGUCGUCCGGUGUUCUCAGAAUCGGCUGCGGAACUAUACGACUUUAUCGACAUUGUUGAUCGUGGUGAGGUCCAACCACGAAAAUACUCCUGGGGCGAAUCCAACCGCCGGAUUAAAGUGCGCAGUUUGGAUCGACAGACAAUGCUUAAUGUGUUCACACGUCUCUCGUCGGAAGAACUGCAGGUGCCAUUACCGUCACUGAAUACGCCCAAGUUUCUGCCACCAAAUGAUCUACAAGGUCCAUGCUAUACUGGCAUCUGCUUGCCUAAAAAUGCACUCGAUUUGUUUCCCUCGCGGAAUUUAAGCCGUACUUAUGUCUCAUGUGAUAUUAUUGAUCAGGAUUUAAUGGGCCUUAAUUUAUUGAGCGGGCGGCCGCAGUUCUUAACGUUUCUUAACGAUUCCAUCAACAACGAGGGCGGCGACGAGUCCUCGGUAAUAUCCUCGCUUUCCGAUGUCUCGUCAUCGGCCAGUCGACGGCCGUCCAAAUGGCAAUUUGGCGCCAAACAUGCACGCAGCCAGUGCCUUUAUUGUACACGCUCGCGUCGUCAGCAACGACUGCAAGCGCAAACAUCGCAAGCGUCAGCACAGGACACCAACAGCACCAACGGCCUUGGCGGCCAAAUGGCACCCUGUGAACUUUAUAGCAGCGCAUCAGCGACAUUGGUUGCCGCUGGUAUGCAAGCUGGCCCCGCAUUGGCCCGUAAGACUACUGGCAAAACUGGCGGUGGUUCCAUACAGCUUGCGGAUAUGAGCUUCCACUCGCCCGAGAGCAUAUUGAGUGAAGAGAGUCUCCCAGAUAAGUUAACCGCUUCUAUACUGUACAAUGUGCAGCGUUUAGCUAAUCCGGUUAGUGCAAAACAAUCGAAAAUGGCAUUGUUAGAACUGAAACAGAAGCAUCCCCAUGCUUUUCAAGACAUUUGCCUAUACUCGGAAUCUUGCAAGACGUUGGGGCGCAGUAGCUAUCGCAUGAGUGCGCGCCGCUUUCUGCAGGAACUUUUUCUAGACCUUAACUUCGAUACGUUCUAUGUGGAGCCGCAGCUUAUUAUCAGCGCUCGUAAGCAGCCCGCCAACGAUCUACAGAAAUCAUCACAUACUUCCGUUGCCUCAACAUUAUUGUUAACAACCUCAACAACAUCAACAGCUUCAACAUCAGCAUCAACAACGACAACAACUGCAGCAGCUGCACCACCGUCAUCAAAUUCAACGUUGCUGUCUCACAAGGCGCAGCUGAAGCCUAAGCAAACGGCCCAACUUGCCAGCGUUUAUGAGACCAGCUGGGAAAAUCUACUAAUGGAUCAAUCUCCACGUUUAGGGUCCAAUAAGACUCUAGUGCAGGGUUACUCGGCGUCGCAACCUAGAACGGUGCCGGCGACCACACACAAUGAGCUGCACAUUACUGACUCAACAGAGGAUGCUAUGUAUAGCGACGAAGAUAUUGGCGAAGAUGUCUGUGAUGGAAGCGGUGCCGGCACCCAGGCCAGUAGUGUAACGACCGCAAAUACUGCCGUUCUUGCAGCUCACAGUAAUCGCAGCAGCAUUGGCGCUAUCAGUCAACAGCCACCACCGCCGUCGACGACAGCAUCGUCAACUGUGCCAGCACCCACAUCCAGCACGGCAUGCAGCAAUCUUGAAAACGAAAAUCGUCAGUAUACGCGUGGACGAUUUUAUACGUUGGAGCUAGAUCUGAGUUGUACGAAGAAUAAAUUUCCUAUCACGAAUCGAAAUCGAACGACAGCAAUAAAGGCGGAUCAAGGACCGAUCCCGGUUUCAUUGCUAAUGCGGCAAAUAAGCGCGGAUGCGACUGUUUCACCUGUAUUGACUGAUGGUGCCGCGGUUCUUUACUCCAAUGUGACCAAGAGCUUGGCAGCCUCCAUAGCAAAACCUGUGGGCAGUCUCUACUGCGAAAAGCGCCUACAUAGCUCAAAAUCUGAGGCAUUGCUCGAUGGUGGCAGAAGCGGAAAUGGUACUAUCAAUUGGACAGCACCUAAACGGGAAGCCUUGUAAAAUAAAGGGUGACUGUGAGAAGCUGUAAGAGAUAGCCAUGCCUGACUGAGACUGUCUACACUGCAGGUUAUUCGGCUUCCCUUCUAUGGCUUAAGUUUUUAAGCUUAUCGCGUUAAGUUGUCCACAGUUUUCUUUGCAUUCGCUGAGCGAUUUAUGUAACUUGUGCAUAUAGAAUAUAUACAUAUAUAUGUACAAUCACAACAAAAAAGAGAAUACACACAUCUAAAUAUACUUAAGCCCAUAAUAUAAAUAAUAUAAAAAUAACUAUUUUCUGUAGAUUUUACAAUUACAAUUAAUAUUAUUGAUAAAUAUUUUCUUUUAAUAAAAUUUAUUACCGUUAAGUGUGAAACAUAAUCCAAAAAUAUUAUAUACAUUUUAUUUGUAUAAUGACUAAAAAAAAAAAAAACAGGAAAUAUCGGCUACAUCGGAAGGCCGAUAAUAAAAUACCAAUACCUAAAUCUUUGGGUUAGAACGUUUAUUACCGCCCGAUCGUUCCUGUUGAAAUUGUAUGAUAUAGUAGUCUGAUGUAUUGCAGAUAUAUUUGAGGUCUAACAAAUAUAUCAGAAUAGUGAAACUGA